AUGGCGUCUAAGGUGAACCUCGUCUUGGCGUCGAGCCGGAUUACUCUCAUCGCCAGCUUCAUCGCCGCCUUUAUACUAAUGCCUUCUGGGUGCUGGGCUCAGAGCACCAUGAGCACGACUGUCCACAGCGACUUCUUCGAAGGCGACGUGCGCAUCGUUGUGGGUCCCAACCGUAACCAGAUCCGCGUGCAGGCGGACUUGCCGGGCUGGGCUAAGUCGGUCACACCCAAGAAGGAGUAUCUCGUGGAAACGUACCCUUUUCCGUCUAACUUCUCCUCCCUCACGGACGUGAAGCACCUCAUUAUGACCUUCGCCCCUUCCAACUGCUACCCCAUCUGUGAGUGUGAAGUGAACACCUCAUGCCUCCUCAGAACCGAUCUUCUCUUAAAACCCAGGGUCCACAGGUUUCUUAGGUAG
Closterium sp. NIES-65 is the source of this 417-nucleotide messenger RNA. NCBI's taxonomy places the organism in Eukaryota, Viridiplantae, Streptophyta, Zygnematophyceae, Desmidiales, Closteriaceae. The record is from the annotation of a GenBank genome assembly.